AUGUGGGACAUCAUCCACCUAGAAGAGAAGUGGUUCAACGCCGACAAGGUCCGGCACAAAGUGAACUUAGACCGGAGAACAAAUGAUCCGCUCCGCGUGCAAGCUCAUUAUACCAAGGCCACAGGCAGCUCGCCGCGGCCAACCAGAAAAGUUAUGUCGGCGGAGAGCCUUCGUGUAGCUACUUACAUGCAGGAGCAUCCCGACGACGCAGCGGAAAUACGGGAUGAGCUCAAGUUUUGGAACGAAGUCAUGGACGACCAAGUCCCCAUGACCAAGGAACGGGCCGAGGCAACGUUGCCAUUUCUAACGGCUCUCGAAUGCUGUCCGCUGUUUACCAACACGAGCCCAAUCAUGUUAUGUCCUCCGGGGCUGGAUCCCCUCGAUGUACGCUCAUUUCUUACGGCCGAAUCAUCCUCCCAUCUUCACGCGGACCAGGCCUCGGACGAACACAGGCCUGGCCAACCAGCCAACCUGGGUCGACCGGACCUGAAUCCUUCCUUCUCAUUGAUUGGCCCAACCGUGUCCACCUUUCAAUUCACUCGUGUUCCCCAUCCGUCACUGGCUGCUGUCGCCCACUGA
This is a messenger RNA of Aphanomyces astaci, 579 nucleotides long. RefSeq lists its product as hypothetical. The record is from RefSeq and is a predicted model, not a curated record. The transcript is spliced from 2 exons. Lineage: Eukaryota; Oomycota; Saprolegniomycetes; Saprolegniales; Verrucalvaceae. The coding region runs from base 1 to 579 and encodes 192 amino acids.